This is a messenger RNA of Quercus lobata, 1644 nucleotides long. RefSeq names its product TMV resistance protein N-like. The transcript has 2 exons. Bases 1 to 1644 code for a protein of 547 amino acids. Gene Ontology annotation, biological process: signal transduction; defense response. Gene Ontology annotation, molecular function: ADP binding; ATP hydrolysis activity. The record is from RefSeq and is a predicted model, not a curated record. NCBI's taxonomy places the organism in Eukaryota, Viridiplantae, Streptophyta, Magnoliopsida, Fagales, Fagaceae.
AUGGCAGCUUUCCCGACCGAUGAGGGAGACUCCUUUUCUUCUUCCACUCACAAGGGGGACUAUGACGUCUUUUUGAGUUUUAAAGGUGAAGAUACUCGCCAUGGUUUUACUAGCCAUUUAUAUCAAGCCUUGUGUGACAAAGGUUUCAACACCUUCAUUGAUAAUGAAGAUCUCCAAAGAGGUGAAGAAAUUUCAGCGGAACUUAUUAAAGCCAUUAAAUCAUCAAUGAUUUCAAUUAUCAUAUUCUCUCAAAACUAUGCAUUUUCCACUUGGUGCCUCGAAGAACUUAUCGAGAUUCUUGAGUGUAAGAAAAAUGGACAAAAAGUUUUACCAGUUUUUUACAAAGUGGAUCCAUCUGAAGUACGCAAGCAGGAAGGUAGUUUUGGAUUAGCACUAACUACACAUGAAAAAAAAAUCGAGAAUAACAUUGAGAAAGUGUUGAGGUGGAGGGCAACUUUAUGUGAAGCAGCUAGUUUGUCUGGGUGGCAUUAUGAGAAUGGGUAUGUAUCUAACACUAAUCUUGUUCUUUUUAUAGCUUUCAAACCUCUGAUGCCUAUCCAAGAAAUAAUUAGAGUGGUAUCAAGUACCAAAUUAAAUCGCACAAAGUUAUUUGUUGCUAAAUACCCAAUUGGAGUAGAUUUUCGUGCAGAAUUUGUAGAAAAUCUUUUAGAUAUUAAGUCAAAUGAUGUUCACGUGGUUGGAAUUCAUGGCCUUGGAGGAAUAGGAAAGACUACAAUUGCAAAAGCUGUUUAUAAUAGAGUUGCUGAUCUAUUUGAAGGAAGUAGCUUCCUAAUGAAUGUAAGAGAAAAUUCAAGAACAGAUCAUAAGAUAAUCAAACUACAAGAGAAACUUCUUUCUGAGAUCUUAGGGAGCAAAGAAUUUGAGGUGCAUAGUACAUCCAAAGGAAUCAAUGUGAUCAAAGAUAGACUUUCGAGUAAAAAGAUUCUUUUGAUUCUUGAUGAUGUGGAUAAAUUGGGCCAAGUAGAAAAUUUUCUCAGAAAAUGCGAUUGGCUUGCUAAUGGAAGUAGAGUUAUUAUAACCACAAGAGACAAACAUGUGCUAGCCACUCUUGAAAUUGAUUCUUUAAUCUACGAGGUUGUGCAAUUGGAUCGACAUGAAGCUCUUCAACUCUUUAGUAAGUGUGCCUUCAACAAAGACAAACCUGAGGCAGAUUAUUUACAACUUACAAAUCAAUUCAUAUGUUAUACCAAUGGCCUUCCACUAGCUCUACAAACCGUAGGUUCAGAUUUACGCGGAAGAAACAUUCGCCAAUGGGAAAGUGAAUUAGAAAAGUAUAAGAAUAUUCCUAACAAAGAAAUUCAAAAAAUACUAAAAGUAAGUUUUGAUGGAUUGGACAAAAAUGAACAGGAUAUUUUCCUUGAUAUUGCAUGUUUCUUCAAAGGAUUAUCCAAAAAUUAUGUUGUGGAUAUCUUAGCUGGCUGCAAUUUAUAUCCGGAUUCUGGUAUUCCAAAACUUAUUGAUAUGUGUCUCAUAAGUGUUGAAUUUGACAAUUUAUGGAUGAAUGACUUGCUACAACAAAUGGGUAGAGAUAUUGUUCAACAAGAAUCAAAUGUGCCUGGUAAACGUACAAGGCUAUGGUGUUAUGAUGAAGCAUUAGAAGUUCUUACAGAAAAUACGGUAUAA